Molecule: messenger RNA, 1711 nt
Organism: Spathaspora passalidarum NRRL Y-27907
Lineage: Eukaryota; Fungi; Ascomycota; Pichiomycetes; Serinales; Debaryomycetaceae
Exons: 1
Coding region: 397-1353 (318 amino acids)
Source: RefSeq, a predicted model, not a curated record
UGUUGCCAAUUAGCUAACAACAUGAGUAGCAUUGACGAAAGUAAUACAAAUACGGUGACAAGUGAAUCUGUGUCAGAGGGGUUACAAAUUGAAACUAGUGAGUAUAUACCGUCAAAUGUGGAUGAUUCCUCAGAAAUACCUACUUCACAACAGGACCCUUCAACUGAAACCCCAAACAUAAACGAUCCAGAAGUAGUCCUGUCAGAAAUACCGACCGAAGAAAGCGAGACUAUCCGGAAAGAACUAGGAGUUGCAACUACCGAAGUUGUCGAAGUUACUGAUGACAUAUCCAAAAUAAAACAAGCUGACUUAGAACAAGACGCAAAGCAAUUACAAGAACUGGAUACAGAAAACAUUCCUGGGGCAACUGAACUAGAAAUACAACAAAACCAAAAAAUGGAUUUGGAGGAUACUCCAAUAGAAGAAGAAAGUAGAGAGCAACCGACAGAAGGAAAAGAGAAUAGACCAACAGAGCAACCAGAAGCUCCACCGCAUAAUCGGCAGCUGGAUAAAACCGGGGAAGCAAACAAACAACAAGAGUCAGAUCAAGAGUCACCCAAUGAACCACCAAGAAAGAAACGUAAUAUAGAUGUUGACAAGUUAACCAUCAUAGAUCCAUCGGAAUUCAAAAUGUCAAACAAUACCAAACGAAUAACUGGGAAAUUUAUCGACAAGUUCUGGCAACCCUUGGAUGAUGUCAAUGCCAAAUCUUUUGACAACAUCUUGAACCUAGCCCUUUCCAAAACAUUAGAAAGAUUAGGAAGUCUUGAUUCCGAAGGGAAUAUGAACGAGAAGAUGAAGCUAGCUAACAAAAUCCUUACCAACGCAUGGCUCAAUCCUAGUAAUCUCGAAUCGUUUAAAUCUAGAUUACGAGUAACCAAAGUUCCUUUACCUAGCACCAUGUUCCCCAAUAAUAAAGGCACAAUCAAGGAUGUGUUUAACUAUGAUAAGGUGUUGGAAAGGAAACAAUUCUUGGAAACGUGUUUGCUGGCUGAACUCAAACAAUUACAGGAUUUGGAAAAGUAUUACCAUGAAACUAAGAUGAUAUAUGAACUGGAUAAGAAAUACUUGUCCGAGUUGACAAGAGCUACCAACGGAAAAGAGGCUAAAUUGCGACAUCAAAUGUAUACACAACGGGAAGAAUUGGGAUUGGAUGAAGAAAUUAAACCUGAUGUUGAUCUAAAUUUAGCAACAUCCGGUACAUCCUCAUCUCUGUUCAAUCCUGACAAAGAUGAAGAAAUCAAGCCAAUUCUUGAGUCAUUACAGAAACAUCUUGAAACUAUCAGCGCAAACACUGAACCGAUGUUGGUAUUUAACGAGGAAUUAGAAAUGCUUUUGAAUAUGUUGUCUUAGAAUUUCAUACAUAUAACCAGUAUAUAGUAACUAAUAUUAUAAUAUCCGAGUCUUCGUUAGUGACUUUCGCAGUAAUGCAUCCAUCUUUAGUUAAGUCCCACACCGAGGCAAAAUUGGACUCGAUGCUUAAAUCCGAAUUGACAUUUGAAACAUUUGUGUAUUGCACUAUGAAUUUAUGUUUUGAUGAUUUGUGAGACAAUACUUCUCCGAUUUUGGCAAUUAGUUGUUUGGAAGGGAGGGCAACAUUGUCGGUAAUCAACGUUGUUAUGUAGUCCUCUGUAAACGGAGCUUCUUGGAAUGAAGAUUUAUUAGUGAUCUGCACCGACAUCUUGGUAGUAGAUUUCCAAAUGGGGUGGUA